Messenger RNA from Xylaria bambusicola, 736 nucleotides. RefSeq lists its product as uncharacterized. Bases 327 to 650 code for a protein of 107 amino acids. NCBI's taxonomy places the organism in Eukaryota, Fungi, Ascomycota, Sordariomycetes, Xylariales, Xylariaceae. The transcript is spliced from 3 exons. The record is from RefSeq and is a predicted model, not a curated record.
GUGGGGUUGUGUGGCUUCCCUACAAAUCCAAUCAGUGUACCCAGAGGGAACUUCUAGUGGGUCACUAUCCCUACCGUAGUCACGACUAACCUUCUUGCACCUCUCGGUUUAUAUAUUCAUACACACGGCUCAGAGUUUCAAUAUCGUCAAAUCCUAUUCUUCGUAUCAGACAGACAUCAUAUAGGCUUGAAUACGGCACACAGAGAACAAAGCCCAAGAAAGGUCCAAUACCGUCAGGCCUUCAGCACUACUAGUACUAAGUAUCAGGUUAUCGACCGUUUAAACAUAUACAUCGGCCCAAUACUGAAGGCUCUUGAGAUCUCAUCAUGCAACACGCUGCCAACUCAUCUCAGCAGUACGCCCCGCGGCUGCCUGGGUCUCUCCACACGCCAACUCAGUCCUUCAGCGCAGCAAUUCAGACUCCUGAUUCCCAGGGCGCAGACUGGAUAGACAGCAAACAGUCCAAAGACAAGGAAUUAGACUCUGUUCGAAAUCGACUCCUCGACCCGAAAUUUAAUAUUAGAGAUUACGCAGACCCUCUCCGGCCACGGCAGCACCCUCCUUCUCAUUACUACCCCAAAGGUGUCACGGCUGAGAUGGAGAAAAAUCUGUUGAAUCUUGUUGCAAGACUCGAGACGGAAAAUGUCUGAGGCUUCCAUUGUGCCAAAGUUGAGGAGUUGCUCGAGAUGUGUGGGCUCUGGAGCUGACUUAAGAUUGCCUCUUUGAGAUUUCGCCG